This is a messenger RNA of Emericellopsis atlantica, 580 nucleotides long. RefSeq lists its product as uncharacterized. The coding region runs from base 1 to 474 and encodes 157 amino acids. The record is from RefSeq and is a predicted model, not a curated record. The transcript is spliced from 4 exons. Lineage: Eukaryota; Fungi; Ascomycota; Sordariomycetes; Hypocreales; Bionectriaceae.
AUGGCGACGGCAGGAUCUGACGUCCUGGCAUGCGCGGGUGUCAGCUCAGCAUGUAUCACCUACAAAUGGCCAGAUGCCGUCGCUAUCUCGUAUGGAUGCGGCACGUCUCGCACCACGGUGACGGUCGAGUUCCCCGAGACCAGCAGCGACACGAGCGCGACAGGGACACGCAAGACGGACGAAACAAGCGAGGCGCCAGGGACGACACAGACCGAUGUACCAGGGGAUUUUCAUUCCGAGACGGGCAGGACCUCGAGACCGCGCAGCGAAUCGGCGCGGGCGUGGGAUCCGGCUUCUUUGGGCUCCUGCUUCUGGCCUUCUUCAUCAUCUUCGGCUGUUGGAGGGCUCCGCGACGAAUCACCUGCCCUCCUGAUCCGAGUCAGAGUGCAAUACAAAGUGCUACAAUCUGACAGACCAUUCUGGGCUCUUUGUCCGUCCUCACCCGGGUCAGGUCAGGCCGGACUCGACAGCUAGGGUCCGGCGAAGCACGCUGUGAGUACCCGGCAUUAGGUAGACCGUAGACGACUGGAGUUUGUUGUGAAGCCUUGAUAGAGAUCAUUGGUUAACAAGCUAACACAUG